Molecule: messenger RNA, 917 nt
Organism: Pangasianodon hypophthalmus (striped catfish)
Lineage: Eukaryota; Metazoa; Chordata; Actinopteri; Siluriformes; Pangasiidae
Gene: msrb1a
Product: methionine sulfoxide reductase B1a
Exons: 4
Molecular function (GO): peptide-methionine (R)-S-oxide reductase activity
Source: RefSeq, a predicted model, not a curated record
CAAAUCGUGGAGCGUGGUCGCGCGACGGUCACAUCGCGUGUGUGUGUGUGUGUGUUGUUGUAGAAGUUUGGUGCUGAAACGUAGCGCGCGACGGUGAUCUGUAGCCAUGGCUUUUUGUUCCUUUGCCGGAGGAGAGAUCUUUAAAGAUCACUUCGAAGCGGGUAUCUAUGUUUGUGUAAAGUGUGGAUAUGAGCUGUUCUCCAGCACAAAGAAGUAUAACCAUUCCUCUCCCUGGCCUGCCUUCACUGAAACUAUCCACGAGGAUAGUGUCUCCAAAAUGGAGGAGAGACCUGGUGCACUGAAGAUUCGUUGUGGGAAGUGUAAAAAUGGCCUGGGUCAUGAGUUUCUGAACGACGGACCCAAGCGUGGACUCUCACGAUUCUGAAUAUUCAGCAGCUCACUCAAGUUUGUCCCUAAAGAGAAGGGUGGACAGUAGAGUGAGCUGAUGGAUGGAGAAGUGAAGAUGACAUAAAAAUGUACAGAGGGACUCUGUUCUGUGGAAGAUGUGGACAUUUCGUGAAGUGUUGUGCUACAAAGCCCACAGUGGAAGUCAGAACACUGAUAUUUAUGGCCACACUGGUACAGAAAGGACAAGUCUGCUCCUAGUCACUAUGUGCUAAAGUCUGUUCUUAGUCAAUAUCAGUACACACCAAAAAUGAAUAUAGAUGUAAUAUCUAUGACAUUUCUUAAUAGAUAGGCUGUUUUAUGUAAGCACUUAUAAGAUUGUUAAUAAAUCCUUGCAUUAAAACUGAUUUAAAAAAUAGCACCAAGCAGAAGAUAAUGUUUUGUACUCUGGUGUUUGCUGAGAAAAUCGUUGAUUAUGUUUUACAAAGUUAUUUGACAGUGUUGCACUAAGAAAUCAAUUUGUUCACAAAUCUGAAGGCCUAAGAAUAAAGUUUUUAGCAUAUAAAGAGAAA